AUAAAAUAAUGAGCGGCAGUAUCGCUCGGCUUGUUUUACGGUGAGUGUGAAUGUGGCAGUUUGAUUUAGAUGGUAGUCCACGGUGGCGCGUUUUGUACACAAAAAGACGGAGAGUGAGAGAAAAAAAGAGGGACGAUCACUCGCGAACAAAAGUCGCGCAAGGAAAAAGAGAAAUUAAUUAGCAUACAACCUCGACGGAAAGAUAUCUAGAGAAAAAGGAGAGAAAGAGAGAGAGCGAGAGAGAGAGAGAGAGAGAAAGAGAGUGAGCGAGCGAGAGUAAGAGGGAGAGAGCGAGAGAGAGCGUGAGAGAGAAAUUGAGAGAUCGACCGAUUGUGAAUCACGCGACGACGACGACGACGACGACAAGAGUACCUUCCGUCUCUCUCUUUUGCAUUUGUUUAUCUAUCGAUUACACUUCGUGUAUCAGAAGGCGCCGGUGUUACCGGACGCCCGGUGGUUCGCGCUCCAAUAGGAAGUGGCCUUGCCCACGUCAAAUACGCCGGCUCGCGUCACGACCAACACUCCCCGCUGUGGUUUGACAGCUCCGUUCUUUCGGAGCCUCGAGCCGGGCAACGACGACGACGACGGUAAAGUCGGUGAUCUCACAACACGCGCCUGAGCCGUUCCGGAAAUUGUGCGAAAGGUGCAGCACUAAACGCAGUGUGAAAACAAAUUUUUAAUGAGACGCUUAUAAAAUCAGAAGCUCAGGGACAUCGUUGCUACUUUACUACCAUCUACUGAGCUAUUGACUUCGGCGACAGGCACGAACGACUAAUAAGCUUGACUUUCGUUGAAAGGUUGAAUUUUAAGAACGUGUUUUUUGAUCGUCGGAGACAUCGACUCGAAACGCAUCGAAGAUGAAUAAGGUAGAUUAUAUGGAAGUGACCCUCCCAAAUUAUUCUUAUAUCUUCAACUUCGAGGAGACGUUCAGUCACUACGAGACCAAAGUAUGGAUGGUGAACAAUUGGACGAAUUGCUUUUAUUAUUGUGGACUGUACAUGAUCCUGAUAUUCGGAGGGCAACACUACAUGGCCAGCAGGCCCAGAUUCGAACUGAGAGGAAUAUUGUGUCUUUGGAACACGCUAUUGGCUGCCUUUUCUAUUAUCGGCUUCACCAGGACUGCGCCUGAAUUAAUCCACGCUCUGAAAUAUCACGGUCUACACCACAGCAUUUGUAAUACGAGCUUCAUCGAACAGAACUGCGUGUCGGGAUUCUGGACGUGGUUGUUCGUGCUGUCGAAGCUGCCCGAGCUCGGCGACACGAUCUUCAUCGUGUUGCGCAAACAGCCGCUGAUUUUCCUGCACUGGUACCACCACAUCACCGUGUUGCUGUACGCAUGGUUUUCGUACUCGGAGUACACCGCGUCCGCGCGAUGGUACGUCGUGAUGAACUACUGCGUUCACUCCAUCAUGUACACCUACUAUGCCCUUAAAGCGAUGCGAUACAGACCACCGAAGGCGAUCGCCAUGGUGAUCACUACGUUGCAGCUCAUUCAGAUGGUGAUAGGCUGCGCCAUUAAUAUGUCUGCCUACCAAUACCUGGAGAGCGGACAUGUGGACUGUCACAUUACCCGCAGGAACAUCCACUUUAGUUUCGCGAUGUACUUCAGCUAUUUCGUCCUGUUCGCGCGAUUCUUCCACAAGACGUACCUGGCCGAUAAGAAAGUCGAAAAGAAGCACUUCGCCAACGACGCACCCAGUCACAUCGACUACAACGACAAGCUCAAGGCCAACUAAAGGCGGUAUCUGGCACAUCAGGGCGCCUGGGCGCUCUUUUCUCUAUCUCUUUCCCCUCUGUUUCUUCCUCUCUUCCUCCCUUCUUCUUUCUCUUUCUGUGUUUGUUUGUCACGCCGCUGGUCGACGUAGCCAUGCAUUCAGGAUCUAUUUGUUCAAAGAGACGCUAGGGUUUAACGGCUUCUAAGAUCUGCGCGAUUCUUCUAAAAUCUGAAUUCUGCGAUAUCAAACUGUAUUAUGUUCUCAUUAGGACGCCGAGAUCUUAAAAUAUAUAUAUAAAGCCUAAAGUCUAUAUAUAGGACAUUUGUGAAUUCUUAGGAUCUGUAGAUAAAUCUUACAUCCUAAGACUUAGGUUAAUUCUAGAGUUGGUACAUAUAAGAUUCCGUAUAUAUAGGAUCUAUGUUUAAUCUUCUAUUCCAGAAGCUAUAGAACUAUGAGGACUUAAGUCCUAGAUAGAUUCUAGAAAUCGUGUUCUUGGAACAACAAUUAUAAAAAUUUUUGUAAUUUAUUAACUUAUUAUUUAAUUUAUUACUUUAUUAAUAUUAAGUUUUUGAUAGAAGCCGUAUUACCCUAGAUAUUAGAUCCUGGGUGCGGUAUCUCUCAGGAUCCGUAUAUCCUAAGAUUCGUAAGGUAGGACUCGUGGGAGCACAGAUUCUACAAAGAGUCCGUAAAUCCUAAGAUAUGUAUUUCGUACAUCUUAUUUAUAGGAUUCGCAAAGAGGUAAAUGGAUUCCUAAAUUUUCGAUUUUAUAGGACUUAGAAGUCAUUAUUCACAGGAUUUCUAGAUCCUACGGUCCGUCGAUCCUAGAGUCGAAGUUUCAAGGAUCCUUAGGUCGUAGGGUACUAGAUUCUAAUUAGGGAUCCAAUUGGUGUCCAAGUCGGACAUUAAUUAAUGAACUUACGCGUGGAGGGUAUACUAAAUAGAAAGUUCUUUUGUGAGGAAAACAAUGAUUUUCCUUGUCAUUUUUUUACAUGUGGUGACAUGCUACAAAUAAAAAGCUGCUUUCGCAUGUAAUACAUACAAGCAUACAUGUGGAAGCGCGUGCGUGCGCGUUUCUCACAUACGACCGGCUAUUGCACAAUUGUUAUUAUGGUUUUGUUACUAUAUGUAUCUUUUGCAAUUAAAUAUUAACAUUAUUUAAUAAUAACACUGGACAACAAGAAAUAAUUCUUUUCUGUCACAUGACUUAUUUUAGUUUCGUCCUGUAAUAAAUUCUAUGUUGAAUUUAAAAAUACAAAUUUUUCGCAUUACCCGAAAUUUUCGAAAUUAUUAAAAUAACUAUAUUGCAGGUAAUAUAUAACCUGUCGCACAAACAGAUUAUAUUUUAAUACAUUAUUUAAAAUGGUAGUCUCUUGUUUUCGUCUGUAUUUUGCCUUUGGAAUGUCUCUCUUGAAUAUCCAGCAGUAGUUUGCUAACAUAGUAGGGCUCCACUUUCUCUAGCAACGUUUUUCCAUAGACGCCUUGGGAGAACCGUUCUCCACGUUGUAUGUGUACAGAGUGUCCUACUUAUAUUGUAUAUUUAAUAACAUUCUUUGGGUAGUUUGAAGUCGAGUUUUGUUUGUCGAAAAUUUUGACGCGAUAAAACAUUGGGUAAUGGAGAAAUUCUGUAUACAUAUUCAAACUCAACGCUCAAAAAUAAAAGGCAUAAAAGACACCUAAAAUAAUUCAUGUGACAAAAUGUUGAAUAGUGUAAUUUAUGACCGGAUAUGUGUAAAUAAUAAUCUCUUAUCGUAAAUCCUA
This is a messenger RNA of Odontomachus brunneus, 3473 nucleotides long. RefSeq names its product elongation of very long chain fatty acids protein 6 (gene Baldspot). The transcript has 4 exons. Gene Ontology annotation, molecular function: fatty acid elongase activity. NCBI's taxonomy places the organism in Eukaryota, Metazoa, Arthropoda, Insecta, Hymenoptera, Formicidae. The record is from RefSeq and is a predicted model, not a curated record. Gene Ontology annotation, cellular component: endoplasmic reticulum membrane. Gene Ontology annotation, biological process: fatty acid elongation, saturated fatty acid; very long-chain fatty acid biosynthetic process; fatty acid elongation, polyunsaturated fatty acid. The coding region runs from base 858 to 1736 and encodes 292 amino acids.